CAGUGUUUUAGCAGCACUUGGGCCUACACAAUUCCCAAAUUAAAUAUGCGCUUAGCAUUCUUAUUAAUAUUAUUACACGGACAGACAUUGAAUUUGUUUGUUGAAUGCAUUCCAUCAACGGAUUGUGGCGAUGUGUCUGACUGUGUUCCGGAGAGUCAAAAUGGUAUAUGUGCACUCGAUCGGCAACUUGUGUGUUUUAAACAUUUUGACUCCUUAUGCCAUCUGAAGUAUGAAGAGUGCCAAAAUCAAAGAGAGUACGAGGUUUAUUUGCAAGCAUACUGCGAAAAUUUUGCCUUUAUGUGUAACACCUAAUUGGAGUUGUGGCAAUCAAGUUUGAAGUUGACUUUCUAGUAAUAGUUCAUAAACGGAAUGGAAGGAUUAUUCUACUGAAAAUAUAAAAUAUAUGUAUAUGAAUAACUAAGAA
This is a messenger RNA of Bactrocera tryoni, 424 nucleotides long. RefSeq lists its product as uncharacterized. NCBI's taxonomy places the organism in Eukaryota, Metazoa, Arthropoda, Insecta, Diptera, Tephritidae. The transcript is spliced from 3 exons. The coding region runs from base 46 to 312 and encodes 88 amino acids. The record is from RefSeq and is a predicted model, not a curated record.